This is a messenger RNA of Actinia tenebrosa (Australian red waratah sea anemone), 2865 nucleotides long. Its product is annotated as tyrosine-protein phosphatase non-receptor type 4. NCBI's taxonomy places the organism in Eukaryota, Metazoa, Cnidaria, Anthozoa, Actiniaria, Actiniidae. Gene Ontology annotation, biological process: protein dephosphorylation. Gene Ontology annotation, cellular component: cytoskeleton. Gene Ontology annotation, molecular function: protein binding; protein tyrosine phosphatase activity. The record is from RefSeq and is a predicted model, not a curated record.
GCUUGAAAUCUUUACCAUCAAUCGCUCUUUUGAGUUGCACCAAAACAAUACGAGAUCACGGGAGACGAAAAAUUCAACAAUCCAUGGUCUAAGACGCUUUCUUACCUCUCAAUCMUAAGGGAGACCUUCCUAUAAACUUCAUUCCCGAGGAAUUUUGAUGCCCUAGAGCUCAAAAUGUCGAGAAAAUUUCGGCCUGUUUCYCAAAGUGGAAUGUAUAGUGUUCGAGGUUCGGAGAUAGCGAGGACGGGCAACUCCAAUCCACAGAUGAUUCGCUGUGUUGUAGAGCUGCUAGAUGACUCAGAGUUCAUCAUUGAUCUAGAUAAAGAUUCUAAAGGAGAAGUCUUGUUGAAUGAAGUAUUCAACCACUUAGAUUUACAAGAAAGAGAAUUCUUUGGUCUCCACUAUUUUGCUCCAGACUCACCUGACAACUUGGUUUGGUUAAGAGAAGAAAAAUUGAUAAGAAAGCAACGAAAAGGCCCACCUCCUUAUAUUUUCUAUUAUGGUGUAAGGUUUUUUGUGUCAGACCCUGCAAAACUGACUGAGGAUCUCACAAGAUAUUAUUUUUAUCAGCAAAUCAAAAGAGACCUACUCACUGGGAGGUUACCCUGCUUUUAUGAUACUGCAGCAGAAUUGGCUUCAUAUAUACUUCAAGCUGAGCUUGGUGAUUAUGAUCCAAAGCUUCAUCUUGAUGGCUAUGUGGGGGAGUUCAGAUUCAUUCCUGACCAGACUGACGACUUUGAAGAGAGAGCUAGUGAAUUCCAUAAACAUCACGUAGGGCAAACUCCAGCUGAUGCUGAAUUUAAUUUUCUUGAAGUAGCAAAGAAUCUAGAUCUUUAUGGAGUUAACUUACACUGUGCACAGGACAAUCAGGGUACUGAACUAUUCAUUGGUGUUUCGGCUCUCGGGCUGACUGUCUAUCACAAUAAAUGUAAAAUCAAUUUUUUCCCUUGGUCAAAAAUUAUCAAGGUUUGCUUCAAAAGAAAACGAUUUUACAUCCAAAUUCGUCCCGAUUGGAACGAAUGGAAAGAUAAUGUUAUAGCCUUCCAGAUGCCGACGUACAGAGCGACUAAGAACAUGUGGAAAACCUGUGUGGAGUACCAUUCGUUUUACAGGACCCAUUGUCCGAAGCCAACCAACAACAGGAGGUUAUUCAGAAUGGGCUCUAAAUACAGAUUCAAGGGUAAAACAGAGUACCAAGCGAUAGAAGAAAGUCGGAAUCACGUACGACCUGAGCCAAAGAUCGUAAGAACCCUAAGUAGAAGAUACUCCAAGCGAAGUGACUCAGGUACAUGGUCCCGAAGCCUACGGAGACUCGAUCUUGAUCGUGAGUUCGAAAAAGACCCUUCAUUAUUCAACGAGAAGCAUGCGCCGAAAUUCCACUACUCGUCUGCCCCAAACAGCACUGACAAACUCGAUAAAGUAAACUUCAGGAGAUCGAAUAGCACAAGUGGUAACGUUGGAUCAAUCGCCAAGCCUUCUGUAGCACAAGAUAACCAUCAAAAGACAGGUCGUUCUAGUGACUCACUGGACAGUAAGAACUCCGAUGAAUGUGAUGAAGAUGAAACUAAAGUGGGAAACGGAACAACACCGCAGGAAGGGUUAAUGACUGUUAAAAUGGAUCCUGAUGACAAGGGACGGUUUGGUUUUAAUGUUCAGGGUGGCUCUGAUAUCGAACUUCCAGUAAUCGUUUCCAAGAUAGCUCCUUCGACACCGGCUGAUCUAUGCGUGCCACAGCUCCAAGAAGGAGAUGAAAUUGUCUAUAUAAACGGCCAGUCAAUGAAGGGUUUGGCGCAUUUAGAGAUUGUAGAGUUGAUACGAAGUAUUAGUUGCUGUAAAAAUCAAACGCUAAUACUAACCAUACGACCAAAUGUGUUCGCUUCUCAAGGACCAAGAUCCAUCAACGAUUCACCUACUCACGUUUUGUCACCCGAGCAAUAUAUUGAAAAUGAACGAAAACACGAACAAGAUAUCAUUAUUGCUAAAAAAGAAAAGGCCGAAGCCCGAGAUGAAGAGGCGCUUCGAGUCUCGAUAGAACAACUAAGAGAGAAUCUAGACAGUGGAGAUUUACUGGUUUACUUCCAAGAACUUUAUCGAAAAAAGCCAGGAAUGUCAAUGGACGAAGCACGCAAACCAGAGAACCUCCCAAAGAACAGAUAUCGGGACAUCCUCCCAUACGAUGAUACUCGUGUGAAGCUCCUCAAAGGAAACAGUGAUUACAUUAAUGCUAACUAUGUCAAUAUGGAAAUCCCAUCCCGGCACAUCGUCUUAACAUACAUUGCAGCACAAGGUCCGCUAGAAAAAACUUGUGGUGAUUUUUGGCAGAUGGUUUGGGAAAAAGAAUCGACGUUAGUGAUCAUGUUGACGACUACGAUGGAAAGAGGACGGGUGAAAUGUCAUCAGUAUUGGCCAGAGGGAGACGAUACGUGGACAUUUGGUAACCUUGAAGUAGUCUGCACUAAAAUAAGAGAUUUCUCUCCGUCUUACGUCUACCGAGAGAUGUAUGUCACAAAUAAUAAAAGUUUACGUAGCAGAGUCAUAGUCCAACUGCAAUACCUGGCUUGGCCGGAUCAUGAUGUACCAGAGGAUGCCACAGAUUUUCUCGAGUUUGUCCACAGUGUAAGGCACUACCGUGAGGGAACAAGUACACCCGUAGUAGUCCAUUGCAGUGCCGGUGUUGGUCGUUCCGGAGUUCUGAUGUUCAUAGAAACUGCAUUUGCCAUGAUAGAAGGAGCCGAACCGGUUUACCCCUUGGAAAUAGUCAGGAAAAUGAGAGAUCAGCGAGGAUCACUCAUACAAACACCGGUAAAUAUUGUCUGCCUUUCAUGUUUACUCCGCUACAUGACGGGAUGACGUGACGGGAUACAU